AUGAAAACGAUUGUCUUGCAAGUCUUGCCUCUUUGCACCGCUGCACUGUCUGUUCUUGGCAAGAGUUUCCCCGAACAACAAGAACUGCUCGUCGACAAGGACGUGAUGGUCCAACAAACCAAGGUUUACGGCCACAACGAUGCCGUGUACGACGUCAUGCCCAAAGAAGACCAGCUAUACAGCAUCGAGUUCCUCGAGAUUGCCCCGACGCCUAUCGACACCAACCGUGUCCUCUUCGCCCUCCUGAGCGGUUAUCUUCCCGACCCUAAGAAAAACGAGCUAGCACUUCCCGACGAGGGCCUCGUCAAUGCGACUCUUAAAUUCAGCGGUUCUGUUGUCUACGCGGAUGGUACUCACGACGACGAAACAUCCGGUACAUUUCCGCUGAAGACUACGCCCUUUAAUAAUCUAGCCUACCUUAGCAUUCGCAACGCCCGUGGAGAUCAGGUAGACUACUUGCCUAGCAGCUCUAGUAGUACCAUCGUGCUAGACUUCCAGUUUAUUCCAAUGUUUUUGAGGAGCGGUACAUGGACCAUCAAGGUCGACGCGAGACUCGGAGAUGAAGACGACACGUGCUUAUUUGCUAUGUCGAUGACACAGUGGUUGGAUGGGAGGCUUACGGAUUAA
Molecule: messenger RNA, 627 nt
Organism: Penicillium nucicola
Lineage: Eukaryota; Fungi; Ascomycota; Eurotiomycetes; Eurotiales; Aspergillaceae
Exons: 2
Coding region: 1-627 (208 amino acids)
Source: RefSeq, a predicted model, not a curated record